Messenger RNA from Meloidogyne enterolobii, 1365 nucleotides. NCBI's taxonomy places the organism in Eukaryota, Metazoa, Nematoda, Chromadorea, Rhabditida, Meloidogynidae. The record is from the annotation of a GenBank genome assembly.
AUGAUUUUCCCUAAUGGCCCAUUUAUUCGUCCACAUCCAAUUAUUUGGAGAAUUGUUUUUGGUUUAAGUGUUCUUUAUGCUUUGUUAUUACAAUUUACUUUAUAUCAAAGUUAUGAUGAUGUUAAAGCUGUUCUUUCUUGGAUUGAUCCUGUUGGGUUAAGUCUUCGAAAUUUAACUGAAAAGGAAUAUGCAGUUAAUUGUACAGAUGUAUCAAUUUCACGAAUUUGGGGUCAUAUGGAUAUUUUUGCUGUUGGCCAUUUUCUUGGAUGGGCAAUGAAAGCGUUAAUGAUUAGGCAUACAAUUAUUUGUUGGUAUAUAAGUAUUUCUUGGGAACUUACUGAGUUAGCUUUUGCCCAUUUACUUCCGAAUUUUCAAGAAUGCUGGUGGGAUGCAAUACUUUUAGAUAUUUUAAUUUGUAAUGGAUUUGGAAUUCUUUUUGGUAAUUGGGUUUGUAGAUUUUUGGAAAUGCGUCAAUAUCAUUGGGAAAGUAUAAAAAAUAUUCGAACAAUUCAUGGUAAACUUCGUCGAGCAGUUCUUCAAUUUACUCCAGAAAGUUGGAUUACAGUUAAUUGGUUAAAAGGAAGUGAUUUAUCUUCAAACAAAAAAGAAGCCGAUUUGAACACAGCAAAAAGUUUAUCUCCAGAAAAUGCCAACAACAAAACUUUAAAAACCCCAGAAAAUAUUAAAACACCAAUUUUAACCCCAACAUCAGCUUCUUCAAUUAGAUCUGUUGCAAUGGUGGCUGCUGAUGCUAGAGGGAAAGUUUCUACUUGGGCGUCUACUUGGGCGGGGUUAAAACGUUGUAUUGCAAUAUAUAUGUUCAUUAUGAUUUGGUUGGCAACAGAAUUAAACGUUUUCUUUCUUAAACACGUCUUUGCUAUUGACACUUCUCAUCCUGUUGUUUUUUGGCAUAUAAUUUUAAUUUGUCUUAUUUGCGCUCCAACAAUUCGUCAAUAUUAUAUUUAUGUGACUGAUCCAAAAGUUAAAAGGAUGGGAAUGCAAUGCUGGCUCUAUGCUGUUAUUUGUGCUUUAGAAGCUUCUAUUUGUAUUAAAUUUGGUCGUGAACAAUUGCCUUCUGUUAAACUGUGGUUAAUUGGCCUAUGGAUUGCUUUUUUGGCUGUUGGAACAAUAUUUUGUGUUUGGGUUUCAAUUUGGUGGACAAAAUAUCAAAUGCUUACUCGCGAAGUAGAAGUUCGUGGUGGGGGUAUUCGUGAUUGUUAUUUGGAUUCUUCUUGUGAAAAUUUGGGUGCAAUACAGGAAGAUGUUCAUAAACGAAGAAAAAAAUUAAAAAUUUGUUCUUCAAAUGAAAAUUUGGUUGUUGAGAAUAAUAAUGGUGGUGAUGAGAAAAACAAAAAGAAUAAAUAA